AAGGUCUUUGUUGGUGGCAUCCCAUACGAAGCGCGCGAACAGGACUUGCUCCGCCACUUUGAGCGUUACAGCCCCCUGUCGGCCAAUGUGAUCCUCGAGCGCGAGACAAACCGUUCUCGUGGGUUCGGUUUUGUGACCUUUGCCGACCGCAACACGGCUUCCGAAGCCAUGCGUGCCAUGCAUAACAGCUUCAUCGGCGAUCGCCAGGUGCGG
Monosiga brevicollis MX1 is the source of this 213-nucleotide messenger RNA. RefSeq lists its product as uncharacterized. The transcript has a single exon. The annotation marks the transcript as partial. The record is from RefSeq and is a predicted model, not a curated record. NCBI's taxonomy places the organism in Eukaryota, Choanoflagellata, Craspedida, Salpingoecidae. Gene Ontology annotation, molecular function: RNA binding.